Haemonchus placei is the source of this 984-nucleotide messenger RNA. Lineage: Eukaryota; Metazoa; Nematoda; Chromadorea; Rhabditida; Trichostrongylidae. The record is from the annotation of a GenBank genome assembly.
AUGUUCCUUUCGCAAAAUAGCAUUUUUCAGCCCUGGAAAAUGCUCUUCGUCGGAUGUAUCGGUUUGGUGACCGCUCUAGUGAGUAUAACUCACAAUGUGCUCUUGUUCUACACUUUCAACUGUUCUAAAGUGCUUCGACAAAGGAGCCUCACCUAUUUGAUGUGGAUCUCUGGCUGUGAUAUAUUCAUUUCACUGUGUUAUAUUGCAAUUAUGUGUGUUCAAGUGUACACAGACUAUUAUGAGUCUUUUACGUUGUUUUAUCUCUGGCAUCGCUAUCUUCGAGGCGCUUUUACAGUGUCACAUAUCACUCUGAGCAGCAGUUCGUUUCUGCUCAUGGCGGCUACCAUUGAGCGUUACUUGUUGAGCACCUCCGACCGCCGAGCUACGGAGAUGCUGCAAUUUUUGUCGCGACACCGAGCCGCUGUAGUCUCACUUUGCUUCGUUACCGGCUGCAUUUUCAGAGGAACAGUGCUGUUUGAAGUUGCGGUUGUGUAUAAUCCACGAUGUUCGGGAUUCUCCAGUUUGGGACUAGCAUCCUCCCGACUUUUCUCUAAUCCUGUCCACGAUGCUAUAUGGAAGUUCUGGAUUCGUAAAAUCGUCACAGUGUUUCUUCCAUUCAUCGCAUUGGCUGCAUUCAACGCUGCCAUAGUGCUCAACGUUCGCCGAAGUAACAAGGACCACACUGUGAAAGCAUUGGUUCUUUACACAACCGUUGGCAGCGGAGCGGAAGUGACCCGUCUGAGGUCACGACUUCGAGCUGUCACACGAAUGUUGGUCAUGGUCGUCUGUUGUUAUCUGGCCGCCAACAUCAUUGACGUCACAAUAGAUAUCGAAUCGUUAUUUGCCAACGAAGGAUUUUACACGGUCACAACAGAUAUCUCGUCGUUUCUACCAAUUCUAGCGUGUGCGCUUCGUUUGCCGAUCUAUGCCAUCAAUGAUAAGCAAAUAAAAACUGAGGUGGGUCUCAACCACUUUUACCGCUAG